UCGUUAUUUUGCCCCAGCACACUUGCGUCGUCGUUGUGACAGUUCUGAACUGUCACUAUCCACACUGAACAAAAUUUUGUUCCGAAUAUCGUGCAGAUAAAUAAUAUUUACGCUUGUAUUUACGAUAUUUACGAAAUAUUUACGGAAGUAAAUCCAAUGCGCUACGGAUCAACCAUGUGCCCAACCCCGUGUCUACAAAUCUUUUAUUUGACAUGUUCAGCAUCAUUUAAACAAUGUUGACUGACAUUGGAUGUGCUUUUCACCAAAAUAAGUGUGUUGUGUUCGGCAUCUGAAAUCAGCCAUGGCCACUAGUGUUAUGUUCUGGUUUACCGUGUAACUCGAAUACACGGACAAGGGAAACUAAGCACACCUUGGGGGGAGAAAAUAAACGGUCAUUGGAGAUGGAGGAUAAAUAAACAUACACGCGGUUUGGAGUGGAGAAUUAAAUUCGAGUUUAUUUAAUUAUUUUAUCCCGGAUUAAACUACAACAUUUGGCGACGAGACGGAAAUGAACCUACCGGACGCGUAGGACAAGAAGGUGAUUCAAUUCAACCGCGAAAACGCGGUGAACUGCUGAGUCAGCAUUGUAAACAAAGCAGUUGCGGAAGAGGCAGUGAUUAAAUUCGUUGGCGGGGUGAAGCAGGAGCCUGGAAAAGGAAAAGUUUGAUUGAAUUCGGUCGCUGUGAAGAAUCGGAACCACACGAAACGUAAACUAACGGGAAAGUGUGCAAGGAUGGAAACAGGAGGAACUUCAAGCUUGCCACCGUUUGUUCCCGGCGACACGUCCACGGUAUCUGCUCGCUGGAAGAAGUGGAAGCGCGCAUUUCAAAUCUUUUUGGACGUAAACAAUGUGGCCAUCCCUGCACGGAAAAAGUCCUACCUCCUGCAUUACGUUGGACCGCUGGUACAGGACGUGUUCUUCAGCUUGCAAGGUGAGGAAGUUCCAGAAAUUCCGGAAGGGAGCCUCGGAUGAUCUUCGAGCUACGAUCUUGAACAAGCCGCAGAUGACCUUGGCGGAAACGAUCGAGGCGGGUCGCUCAUUGGAGACUAUCGGCAAGCACCGAAAGACGUUGACGCUCAGUCCACAGCUAGAGGUGGUCAACAAGGUUUCAAACACUGCCAACAGGUCGAAGAACAACGCGGGAGGAAGGUGCUAUCGCUGUGGAAGAUCCGGCCACUUUGCCAAAGACGAUUCCUGUCCAGCCCUGAAUCAUAAAUGCGAGCGCUGCGGAUUCGUUGGACACUUUAAGAAGAGAUGCAACACGAAACGACGGAAGAGGGAACUCAAGGUCAAGCCUCGGCGGAAGGUGGUGACUGAUUCUGAUGACUCAGACGAUUCGACGCUGCAAAGCGGAAGUGAUUCGGAGGAGGAAAGUGUGAAGUAUCUGUUUGCAACUGAACCGGUAGCAAGGCUGUUUGUACGGUUGGAGGUGUCCGCGUAAAGUGGGUGGUCGACUCAGGUGCCGGCGUAAACGUCAUUGAUCGCCGAACCUGGGAACAGCUGAAGAAGCAGAAAGUGCGCGUCAGUCAUCAGACCACCGAAGUUAAAACAACGUUGAAGUCGUAUGCUGGACAGCCUGUGAAAGUUGCUGGAUUGUUCUGCUCAGAAGUAGCAACAACGAAGAAGACCGUUCGUGCUGAGAUCUACGUGGCGGAAGACGGAACUUGUUGUCUGCUGGGUCGGAAGACAGCACUGGCACUCGGAAUCCUCACUAUCAGCCCGGAGGGACAAAGAUCAAACGGUACACAAGCAUAUACAAGAUCAGGAAAGUGGUAAUGUUCGGAGGUGUACGGACAGUAUUCGAUCAAACCGGAAGAAGAAGAGAUUGUUAUGUUCUGGUUUACCGUGUAACUCGAAUACACGGACAAGGGAAACUAAGCACACCUUGGGGGGAGAAAAUAAACGGUCAUUGGAGAUGGAGGGUAAAUAAACAUAAACGCGGUUUGGAGUGGAGAAUUAAAUUCGAGUUUAUUUAAUUAUUUUAUCCCGGAUUAAACUACAACAACUAGCAUUUUCACAACAAAACUGCAUUUAUAUUUUAUGAUUGA
Culex quinquefasciatus (southern house mosquito) is the source of this 2049-nucleotide messenger RNA. RefSeq lists its product as uncharacterized. Gene Ontology annotation, molecular function: nucleic acid binding; zinc ion binding. NCBI's taxonomy places the organism in Eukaryota, Metazoa, Arthropoda, Insecta, Diptera, Culicidae. The coding region runs from base 849 to 1442 and encodes 197 amino acids. The transcript is spliced from 2 exons. The record is from RefSeq and is a predicted model, not a curated record.